This is a messenger RNA of Schistocerca serialis cubense, 4422 nucleotides long. RefSeq lists its product as uncharacterized. Bases 1414 to 1797 code for a protein of 127 amino acids. The transcript is spliced from 4 exons. Lineage: Eukaryota; Metazoa; Arthropoda; Insecta; Orthoptera; Acrididae. The record is from RefSeq and is a predicted model, not a curated record.
CAGAAAAAAGGUCACUUGUGCUACAUCCACUAACCUAAGAACAUGGGGGGAAACUUUUGGUUGGAAAAUAGGUCACUUGGGCUACCUCCAGUAACCUAAGUCAUCCGACCGCCACCACUUCCUUGGAAUUGAUGGGAAAAGGACUCAGCCUGUGCUGGAUAGGAUGGACUUAAAUCUUUAUUUCCAAUGUUUAUUUAAACAGUUUGAGGAAAUAUUUCCAUCCACUGUGUUCACCAUGAGGUCCGGAGUCCAUCUGACCUGUUACACAGUACUGCCACCAGAGGGAGCUAUCGUCCCAUGGCGGUCUGGGGGAAAAAUAGUGGGAAAAAGAAUCAGCCUGUCCUGGGCUGCCAGAGAGAGGAAGAAUGAGGAGGGAGUCGUGUCUGUUUCAGGUAUGCAGUUAGAAUUCUUCGAGUGUUGCACUGACACCACAAGUCUAUGUAAAUAAGAGCCAAGUCCCCCUCUGGACACACAUGUGUUUUCCAUUGCUGGCGUGAUAUCUUUGUACCUGUGGUCCAGCGCCAAGAUAGAUGUUUGCAUAGCAGCUCACCCUUGCAGACACAGCUUAAAGGUUCUCAUUGUUAUACUGAUGUCACAUGUCUUUGUAAAUAAGAGCCAAGUUCCCCCAGUGGACAUGCUGUAGAAAUCUGUUCAAUGUUUCCCAGAACAGCACAGGGUGCAUUCUCCCUAGCGAUCCUAAUGGGACAUGCGAGACGCCUCCGGCAUCAAGUGAGAGACGUUUGCGUAGCGACUCACCUGUGCAGGUGCAGCUAAAAGGUCCUCAAUGUUAUACUGAUGUCACAUAUCUACGUAAAUAAGAGACAGGUCUACCUCUAGGAAAUAGUAAAGCGCCACAGAAAUAGUUAAUGGUCGCUUUUGUAGGAGAUUUUGUGAUGUCUCGGCUUGUCUGCAUGAAAAUUCUGGUCCUAACAGGACCUGUUCACGAAAAUAGCCCAGAAUAACACAGAGUGCAUUCUUCUUGGUGAUCCUAACAGGACACCGAUUGCAUUCUUCCUGAUGGUCGAAGGGGAUCAUGUGUUACUCUUCCCGGAAAUCGUAGUGUCCUGCUUUCAACAUAACUCUCAGAAAUGGUAAAUUUCUCACCGCUAAAAGCCUUCAUCAUGUAUGUGCAUGCUUGCGAAAACACCAUUAAUCAUAAAAGCAUUCUUGUUAUUUUGGGAGAGAGACGAUGGUCCCAUCAAGCCCUUCCAGAAAUAGUGACGUUCCAUAAAAGCUUCUCAUUGGCUGUACAUUCAAAUGAAGCUCUCUCUCGUUGGUCACGUCGGUCUAUAUAUAACCCCUACAACCAACCUCCAUUGUUCUCAGCCCACUGCUAGCUGCCUCAUUGUGCGUUCCAUCAUCUCUGUGUGUACUUGUUUUCUCUUCCCAAGGUGAAGAGAGGUAGCUGCAGCAAUGCUUCAGAGUGUAGCGACAAGAGGUGUAGAGUUCUGGAGACAGGAUUACCAAUGCCAACUCCAGGAUUUUAUUUUGGAGUGUGAGGAGAGACAGGAGGGGGCUCAACCAUGGCAGACUCUUGAACUCCAGCCUCCUGUAGUGGAUUCACAUCCAGAAUUGCCAUGCGAGACAGACCAACUGCCAGAUGUUGAUUCUGAUGGGGAUGAUGACAUGCCUGAAUGGGUCAGAGAAAGGGCUACUGAACCAGAGGAGGAAAGGCACUUUGAUCUGGCCCUAUUAGAUAAUGAUGAUGAUGGUGACUUCUUUGAGGGUGUGUUGGAGUCGCCCAAUGAAGUGUUAAUGCCUUGGAGUCAGAGUGAAAAAGCAGCCGUGUCUCCGUAGCCGGAACACAGUGAGGUGCGCAUACCAGUGGUGGCUAAACCUUCUUUCAAAGUGACACGCGGUAAGGCACGCAUCGCCUAUAAGGGCUCUGCUAGUCGCUGCUGCCCCCACCAUCGCUGCCCCGGCAUCGCCGCUCUCACGACCGUGGGCCAAGCAACAAACCAGCACACCUCAAGUUACUGGGUCGGGUCUACAGCAGCAGCAACAGUAUUGGGAACCAUCACGUCAACCUGGCUGUUCCAUCAAAUUGACCUGGUACCACAGCAGUAUCCUCCACCAUCAUCAUCAUCAUUGUAUCAGCCUUGUCAGAAUCGGCAUAAACACAAGAUGUGUGUGCCUUGGCGCAUACUGACUUACUCCUCCCCAACACCACCAUCAACAGAGGGGACUCAGAAUAGCAUUAAUGGUAAUAGAAACAUCCUGUGGCUAGUGGCAGUUCUCUCUCCCACCCUUUUAGUGAAGGACAUGAGGUCAGCGAUACCAUACCGCAGUUAGAAUACUCGGUAACUGCAGACGCCUUUAAAGAGCGAAUCUCGAUCAUGAGAAUCAAGAACCUGGCAGUAGGGUACAUCAGCCCUGUUGGUUUUUUAAGGGCAUGCCUUCCUGUCGUGGAAAUGGAGCUUCUCAAAGUAGUCAAUGAUCUGCGGUAUAACAGUUUUGGCUAAACCUUCUUCCUCACGAAAGCAGCGCCCGGUAAGGAACGCAUCACCUAUAAGGGCGCUGCUAGUAGGUGCCGCCACCGCCAUCACUGCCCCAACAUCGCCGCUUUCGCGCCCAUGGGCCGAGCAAUGAACCACCACCCUUCAGGUUACUGGGUUGGGUCUACAGCAGCAGCAGCAGCAACAGCAUUGGGAACCAUCACCUCAGCCUGGCUGUUCCCAUCAAAUUGACCCAGUACCACCGCAGUAUCCACCACAACCAUCAUCGUCAUCGUAUCAGCCUUGUCAGAAUCGGAAUAAACACAAGAUGUGUGUGCCUUGGCGCAUACUGACUUACUCCUCCCCAGCACCACCAUCAAUGGGGUGGACUCAGAAUAGCAUUAAUUGUAAUAGAGAACAUCCUGUGGCUAGUGGCAGUUCUCUCUUCCACCUUUUUAGUGAAGGACAUUAGGUCAGUGAUACCAUAGCACAGUUAGAAUACUCGGUAACUACAGACACCUUUAGGGAGUGAAUCUCAUUCAUGAGGAUCAAGAACCUGGCAGUAGGGUACAUGAACCCUGUUGGUUUUUUAAGGGCAUGCCUUCCUGUCGUGGAAAUGGAGCUUCUCAAAGUAGUCAAUAAUCUGCGGUAUCCCACCAUUAAAUGCAGUGUGGUGUUCUGCAUCGAAUUAUCGCACACCCCAAAAGUUGAUUCUGCUGUUGAAGAGACAACUCUUCAUUAUCUUUGGGGGGGGAAUGGUGUGAUAAUGUGGAGCACGUCAAUCACCAAGUGGUUUCGUAAAUCCACCUUGAGCUCUAUGCUGGCCCGGUUUUCCAAGGUAGAAGUCAGAGGGUUAGCUAAAGCACUCAGCUGAUUGUUAUACCUGGACAUACAUCCCAUGGAGGGUCAAGCUAUAUCAAGCUUCCUAAAGAUAUAGCUAACAAGAGGGCAUGCAUUAAUGUCAAAAAUAGAAGCGAUUAGGCUUGUUCUGCAUGGUCAAUUCUGGCUUGCGAAAGAAAGUACAAUUGUAGGGAUCAUCCUGAGCGUCCCAGUACAUACCAUGUAGGUGAUAGUAUUCGUGGGUGUUAUAACUUUGAUGGUAUCGAUUUCUCCGUCAAGUUCAAGGAAUUCCUAAAUUUGAGGCACAGAAUACUGGAACAUCGGUUCAUGUUUAUGGCCUGGAAAAGAAAAGCAAGUCAAAUGAGCAAGACAAGCACAUUGUUGUCAGACCCCUCAAUUUCUCAAAAUUUGCUGGUGAGUGUGAGUUACAUGUAAACGUGCUGCUGUUCUUUGAAGGUCAUAAUUACCACUAUGUUUGGAUCAAAGACAUGUCCCAACUCCUUUCCAUCCAACUGAGUAAUCAUAAUGGUAAGCAGCAUAUUUGCUUAAGGUGCCUCAAUGCCUUUUCCUCAGAUAAGCUAUUAGCGCCGCAUGUAGUAGAUUGCGCUUACAAGGACCCAGUACAUGUUAUUAUGCCUACUGAGGAAAACAAAUUCAUAAAGUUUAAGAAUGCUCACCACCAGGGGCAAUGCCUAUUUGUAGUUUAUGCCAUCCAGUAUUCAGCAACACAUAUUUUCAAUAAGUUACUAUCAACCAUGAAGAGUUUAGUUUCAGACAAGGCGCAAUUUAAUCAUAAUUUAAAAGAAUUUUUGGUGACCAACUCCUUCUAUUCCAUCCACGAGUUUCUCAACAAGUGCAGUAGACCAUUUUAAUGAAAAUUUAUUAUACUUUAAUUUUUGACAAUACUUGGUUGUAACAGCCAAGUAACUACCUACUGUGUGAAUGAUGGAUGUAUGGAAAGCAGAUGUAAGUCUUAAGUCUGUAAAAAGUGGAAGUUUAAUUUUAAAUCUUGUACAUAAUCUGACUGUUCUUAACUGAGUAUCACUGAAAUGAAUAAUUUACUUUAAUUUUUGACAAUACUUGGUUGUAAUAGACAAGAAACUAGCAAAUGUCUGAAUGAUGGAUUUAAUGAAAGCAGAUGUAAGUA